CGGCGGAUGAUGAGACGCAGAAUGUUUCUUUUUGGCUCUUGCCUUUCGACCUCGGAGUGAGAGACUCUUAACCCCCGGAUGAAUGCAGUGAUGCACAGAUUUAGGACCCUGCGUAGCCUUUCCCCCGUCUUCCGUCACUCGCUCAGGCUAACCCAGGUGAGGUGGAGCCGCUAUAGUCCUGAAUACAGGGAUCCACAGACGGACAAGGAGUAUUACCGCAAGCCCUUGGCGGAGCUGACUGAGGAGGAGAAGUGUGAACAGGAACUCAGGAAGACUCAGCUUAUCAAAGCUGCCCCAGCAGCGAAAACAAGCUCUGUGUUUGAAGACCCCGUGAUCAGUAAAUUCAUCAACAUGAUGAUGAAAGGAGGAAACAAAGUACUGGCCAGAUCCCUCAUGACACAGACUCUGGAAGCUGUGAAAAGGAAGCAGUUUGAGAAGUACCAUGCUGCUUCUGCUGAGGAACAGGCAACCAUCGAACGCAACCCCUACACCAUCUUCCACCAAGCUCUGAAAAACUGUGAGCCUGUGAUAGGGCUGGUGCCCAUUCUCAGAGGGGGCCAUUUCUACCAGGUCCCUGUGCCACUUCCCGCCCGGCGUCGUCGCUUCUUGGCCAUGAAGUGGAUGAUCACUGAGUGCAGGGAGAAGAAGCACCGGCGGACGCUGAUGCCGGAGAAGUUGUCACAUGAACUGCUGGAGGCUUUUCACAACCAGGGCCCUGUGAUCAAGAAGAAGCAUGACAUGCACAAGAUGGCCGAGGCCAACCGUGCCCUGGCUCACUACCGCUGGUGGUAGGGGGAGGGGGCGGCGCUCUGCUGCAAGAAACAGUGGGAGCCACUGUCCCUGUCAGCGAAAACCCCUUGUGGGUGAAGUAGUUCCUUUUUAAGGGCGUGCAGGCCUUGUAAGGGGGGAGCAACGUAUUUAUGCCCAUUAGUCCUUUCUUUGGGCGCUAGAACUUGCUUUUCCUGUCCCAGCUCCUCAUAAACCGGGAACCUAUCAAUUUGGAUUUCCCCCAGGAACUUCGGGCCCAUCCAGCUUCUCUUCCUUUAUUCAGGGUAGAACUUUGGAAGUUAUGAAAGGAAGCAGUUUUAAUGUUAGAAAAGGUUUAUUAGAAAAUUCUCGCCCUGAACUGGUGUCGCAUGUGUGGUACCUGCCAUUUACUAAAAUCGACUGGAAAUUUGUUUCCAAAGUGGUCCUUGUACAAAAUGUAUAAAAAGCAGUUUCUGGUGUGA
Molecule: messenger RNA, 1229 nt
Organism: Lutra lutra (Eurasian river otter)
Lineage: Eukaryota; Metazoa; Chordata; Mammalia; Carnivora; Mustelidae
Gene: MRPS7
Product: mitochondrial ribosomal protein S7
Exons: 5
Coding region: 79-792 (237 amino acids)
Biological process (GO): ribosomal small subunit assembly; translation
Cellular component (GO): ribosome
Molecular function (GO): rRNA binding; structural constituent of ribosome; mRNA binding
Source: RefSeq, a predicted model, not a curated record